Messenger RNA from Coniophora puteana RWD-64-598 SS2, 1204 nucleotides. Its product is annotated as copper-fist-domain-containing protein. Gene Ontology annotation, molecular function: DNA-binding transcription factor activity, RNA polymerase II-specific; RNA polymerase II cis-regulatory region sequence-specific DNA binding; copper ion binding. The record is from RefSeq and is a predicted model, not a curated record. Gene Ontology annotation, cellular component: nucleus. The annotation marks the transcript as partial. The transcript is spliced from 5 exons. Gene Ontology annotation, biological process: intracellular iron ion homeostasis; intracellular copper ion homeostasis; positive regulation of transcription by RNA polymerase II. Lineage: Eukaryota; Fungi; Basidiomycota; Agaricomycetes; Boletales; Coniophoraceae.
AAACCCUCCUCUUCAUGGUCGUUUGCCUCAUCCUCGCACUAUUCCCGAUGUUCGCCUCAUCACAGUAACGAACGCUGCAACGUCGCGGGCGGUGUACUAUACACCACUAGUCCGGGGCGUCAAUCUUUUCGUUACAUAUUUCCCUUCACAAACUUUGCACUUCCUCAACGUCAGCCAUGGUUACCGUCGACGACAAGAAAUACGCGUGCGAGACGUGCAUCAAAGGCCACCGCUCGUCCGCAUGCAAACACACCGAUCGACCUCUAUUCGAGAUAAAGAAGAAGGGCAGGCCGAUCACCCAAUGCGAACACUGCCGUGAACUUCGCAAAACCAAACAAGUCCACGUCAAGUGCUCUUGUGGAAGCGUUCCCUCGUCCUCAGGAACCGCUCACGAAGGCAGCUCCAAACUCCCGCAUGCCGCUACGUUCCCCAAUGGCUUGCCAAAGGAACUUGAAGCGAAGGUCGGGUCGCCGGUCCUGCAUUCUGACGGAUCCGAAUCGGAAUUCAGCGGUGACCAAUCCUCAGUCAGCGCCUGCAAGUGUGGGCCCAAUCAGUGCCAUUGCUGCGUCCCGCGCAAGUCGGUGUCGAAACGCCGCAUGUCGGGCACAUCAAGAGUUGACCAUCCACAGGCGGCCGCCGACCUGCUCUCACCCGUGUCCCCGCUCUCGUCACAUGUCCAGGCUCGCAUUGCUGAACUCAGACCUGUGAUGCCCCGUCCUCCGCGCCAGACGUCCGGCCCCCUCCACAAUCCCUCGGCUGGAACGCCUCAUGGCUACGGUGGUCGCAAUCACGCUCAUGACUUUAGCCCCUAUGGUCGCGCUUACGAACAGUCAUUUUCUGAGACGCCCUCGAACCCGGCCCCCUCUUCCGCCCAAGUCCCCUUCCCUCCAAAUGUCGACCCUCAGCUUUUCACGAACGCAAGUGACCAGCUUCCCCCGCAGAUCGCUUUUCCCUCUGCCUGCACCUGUGGCGACGGCUGUCAAUGUCCUGGCUGUACCCAGCAUAGCAAAUCUCCUGCCCCAUCUGGUGCCGCGUUCUCCUCGUGCUGCAACCCGAUAACGUGCUCUUUCUGUCUGGACUGCACUAUCUUCUCGAUGCCGCCUGAAGCGCUACUUGAGCCCUCGCAGACUCGGGAGAUCGACACGUGGCUGCAACAAUUACCCCUAUCUUCUCCUAACUCCUUCUCCCCCACCUCGCAAAUCCC